UGAUUUACACAGAAAUUCUUUCUUCUUUUGUUUCAUUAAUGAUGCCAAAUGUGUUCCCUUACUAGCCAAGUUUGUUGGCAACAGAAAUGUCAGCACUCACAGUAUUAGAACAAAUCAUGUGAAUUUCUCUGCCAUCUUCCAUGUUUUAGGGUUCCACUUCUGUACCCCUGUGGUUGGAUAAAGUUGAGCCAUUACUCUCCAGCACUCCUCUCCUCAGUGUAAAUCCCAGAGUCCCUUCACUGCUGGUCAGUGACAAAGCUGUACACACUCGCCACUGGAACACACAGCAGGCUAAAGUUCUUUUUAAAGAGGCCACAGACUCCAAGCCAAUUCUCUCAGAAAAGGAAUUCACAUCUCUGGGGACAGUGGCUCCGGGAGCGAGUUGCACAACACUUAAACAAUUGUUUCAAAACCUGGCGUCUCUAUUGCCUUUGCGUGACGUUCAGCAGUUUCUGAGAGAGCAGCCUGUUCCACUCCACGCCUCAUUGAAAAAGUGCAUAAUUGAUGAACUCUAUGAGUUUGACUUCUUAUUAGAGUUACUUGGAGAUUUGGGGUCUCAGAUUGCUCUGUCACUUCCGCUAAGCACCAUUAAGAAAUUUCCUCCUGAUAAGAUGGAUUCUCUGAGGAACAUGAUAGUGCAGGACCCACAUUACUUCCUGUUGCUUCCCAGCACCAAACAAGCUGUCCUGGUGGAAAAGCUGGUUCAAAGGCUGGACAUGUACACUGGCCUGUACACUGAAGAGGAGUUUCGUUCGCUUGGUGUCAUGGCAACAUUUGUGGUAGAUGAGAUAUUUUUGCAAUUGGAUAGGAGCUUUUUUGUUGAUGGUCUGGAGUUCCUUCGAGGAUUCUGCUACAAUACCAAUAAAAGAGCCUUGGUGGCAGCCAUGCUACAGGAGCCAAAAACAUUUGGCCCUGUACAAGACUGGACGUCUGAGACACUGAACCAAGUGGACCGUUUCUUAUUUUUUCUUCCAAAGGAGACUAUUCAGCUGAUCCCAGCAGGUUUGAUGAGCUUAGAGCGCAUUGAGAGACUGUACCUCAGUCAGAAGCAGUGGGAGAGAGGAGAGAUUGGCUCUCUGUGUGGGCAGAAACCCUCAGAAUUAUUUGACAAGCAGCAGUUUGUGCUUCAGUAUUUCCUUGGUUUCCUCAGUGUUGGACGCAGCACUUUUACUGGACUGAUACCCACUUGUGAGAGCUUGCAUGUGACACAACCUGUUGCCUGGAGUAUUGACAGCCUUAGAAACAUGCCACCAGCUGCUUUCCAGAGAUGCUUGGAGCUCAUUGGCCAGGAUCCCUUUUUCAGUGCAUUCCAGCUGUCAGUGCUCCUUACGAAGACCAAAGAGGUGUAUGGAUUGCCCUCCUCUUUCACCCCUUCUGUGAUCUCUCAGUUGGGUCGCAUUGCCACUCAGCUCUCAGUUGAAGAGUUGGCUUCUCUUAGAUUGUCUGAUAUUCAAUCAAUUUCAGCUAUGGGUGCAAUCAACAUGUGGACCAGCAGACAGUUAAAGACAAUAUUUUCCACUGUGAUGAACUCAACCAGAAAGACUCCUAGCCAGUUAGACUCCAGUUCUAUUGUGGCUUUGGGGCACAUUGUGUGUGGAAUUGAGGCACCUGUCAUGCGCACCCUGAAUGCAGUAGAGUUCAGUAAGGCAGUUUUGUGGCUGGGUCGUUUGCGCCUGUCCUGCUCUGAGGAGCAGUUGCAGGUAAUGAUAGGGCUGCUUAGUAAUAGAUUGACAUUUGGACCAGUCAGCUCCUGGGGAUCAGAGGUCUUCAUUGAGAUAGGAGCAAUUGCAGCGGGGCUACCGGAUAUGUCCAUGUCUGCUUUGGUGAGGGUACAAAUCGAAGGAAUCUCCCCUCUGGCAAUCUCUCUCAUCCCUGCGGGCAAAUUUGCAGUAGUGUUUAACCAGGAACAAAUUAGUAUGUUCACAUAUGAGCAAGCCAUUGCUGUAACAGAUGCCCAGCGCUCUGCUCUGUCUCCACUGCAGGAGACGGCCCUAUCCAUGGUGCUCAACCCCUGGGAAAACAAACCUGUUGAUUUCAGAGGUAGGUCAUUGGGAGUUGCAGUGCACCCCUGUCCCAUAUUCUACCUCCCCAAUGUCCUGAUACUGCUGCUGUUGCUGAGAUAGAUCUGUGGCUGCUGAAUAAUUUCACUUUACUGAGUUGAGCUCUCCUUUCCAAUUAAGUGCAAUAUUAAGUAGAAUUAAUAAUAACAGUACUUUUAAAGUGCAUUGUUUAAUUUAAAAGUAAUUAAAUUAAUUAAUAUUUUCAUUAUAAUUCUAAACAAAUUAAUAUUAUAAAUCUCUAAAUUAAAUAUAAUUGUUAGUUAUGAAAAUAUGUCAGAUUUCAAGAGUUUUUUUUUUUGAUUUUUUAAAUAAUUGUUUGCUUAAAAGAAAUUACUGAACUGAAAAUUAUACAUUGCGGUAUUUGUUUUGGUUUCACUUGUGCUUCAUAUUCAUCCUAUAUUUUGAUUGGUUUUUAUCUAUUAUUUAUUUAUUUAUUUAUUAUGUAUUGUUCCUGCGACAUGGGCCGUCAUUCUCUCAAAAUACCAAUAGGGAUUGUAUAAACAAAGUAAAAAACCUGAUUGUGAACUUUAGUUAUUCGUAUAAUUUUAAAAUCAUGUUUCUCAUAAUAUUAUAUGUCACCUGAUGUCAGACUGUAUUUUAAUUUUGUAUUGUUGUUUGUCAUUGUUGUGCA
This is a messenger RNA of Myxocyprinus asiaticus (Chinese sucker), 2691 nucleotides long. RefSeq names its product stereocilin-like. Gene Ontology annotation, biological process: cell-matrix adhesion. The record is from RefSeq and is a predicted model, not a curated record. The transcript has 15 exons. Lineage: Eukaryota; Metazoa; Chordata; Actinopteri; Cypriniformes; Catostomidae. Gene Ontology annotation, cellular component: kinocilium; stereocilium tip; cell surface. The coding region runs from base 612 to 2123 and encodes 503 amino acids.